AUGAUCGACCCAAAAAUUCAUCCUACAAUACCUCCUGUGAAAGAAAUUACUCAUACGUUAACACCUCCACUUAACCAUUUUAAGGAAUGGAUCACUAGAUCUCUCACCUUAAAACUAUUUGAUCCGACUGCUCCUACCAUCAUCUUUACAGAUGCCAGUUUAACCGGUGGUGCUUCAAUAAUAUUUCAACCCGAAACUCAUAAUAAGAAACAAAUCCUAUUUCCAAUUACUUUCCUCUCCGUUCGUUUUACACCUACCCAACAGCGCUACUCUACGGUCGAACGAGAACUCUUUGCUGUUUUACAUGCAUUGGAAAAGGGUAAUUUAUUAUUAUCUUCUGAGAUCACUAUCUAUACAGACAACAAAGGUAUUAUCAGUAUUGGAAAUUCCGAUCGCAAUACCCAUCCACGGUUUACGAAAUUCCUAGAUUUAUUAAAUGGACAUCGACUCAAAUGGAAAUAUCUUCCUGGCACAAAGAACGUGUUGGCAGAUUAUUUAAGUCGUUUCGGUUUAAAAGAUCAACCAGAACUAGACCUCGAUCUUUUACAGAAAGACGCUAUUGACUUACCAGUAGCUACUCUCUCCUCAUUGAAUCUCAAUUCAACAGAUGCGAGCCCUAAUUCCACUACUAUUGAUCCAGCCUCUUCUGUUCCACUUUCCACUGAUAACACUAAUACACCUGAGAUUACUUCUAACACUACUCCUUCUGAACAAGACGAAACUGAAGAAUCAUUGGACCCAAACUACGUGGUGGACAAUGUCAAUUCUUUAACCAUGUCGCAGCUGAUUCAAAUCCAAACACUCCUAUCUACUAAAGAGACACUCAUUCCACAUCUGUUUUCUAAAGUUAUUGAUAAAUUUCUUUAUAUUUCGGAUCUUCUUUAUAUUAAUCUGGACUUAGUUCUGUAUCGCGUUGUCAUUGACAACGACUAUAUUGAAGUAGCUACCAAGCUACAUGGAUUAUACCACUGUACUCAUCGAGUCUUGCAAUUAGCCAUGAACGACCAGAAACUAUGGAAUCCUAACUCAAAUCUCCUACUACUUGAUGUUGUAAAACAAUGUCCCCGUUGUGAGACUUAUCAAAAGUUUCGCGACAUCCCCAUUGAAUUACCUGAGAUCCGUCGAAUUCCUGUCUUUAGCCGUUGGCAUUUAGACUUUGCUGGACCGUUAAAAGACAAAGAUGGCUAUAAAUAUUUCCUCCUAGCUGCAGAUUAUACAUCAAAUCUCAUACUCGUAAAACCGUUACGAGAACAAACCUUCCACAGUGUCUAUGAAAUCAUGCGGGCAAUUUAUGCUAUAUUUGGAAGUCCCCAUAUGUUGAUUACAGAUAAUGGCCGACAAUUUGCGAACGCCAUUAUACCACAGGUAGCUCGAAGUCUGAAACUUAAAUAUUACCAGAGUUCGGCUUACCACCCUAGAGGUAACUCUAAAGCUGAAAGAAGUGUUAAGAUGAUUAAAGAGGUUUUAAAGAAAUUGGACCCUACCUUUACUAAUUGGGUAACUAAUAUUUUCGUUGCCGCCAAUAUUGUCAAUAACACAAAGAUGCUUUAUGGAUAUUCCCCUAGAGAGAUCGCAUUUGGUCUCCCAAGUGAGAACAUUGAAGUUGAUUUCCAACAAGCAGUUAAGAGUCUUCUGCAGAAAGAAAACAACGAAACCGGGGAGCAGAUAACAAACCAAGAACAGGCACAUCUAUCUUUGAUGAGUCAUGUAAAAACGAACGAUAUUCGUCUCAAAAUGACAGACGAAAGAAUUAAAAUUCGAGAACUAUUAAAGAAUGCGAGAAAGGAUACUGAUAAUUAUGUACCUUAUACCCGUGGUGAAAUAGUCUAUCGACUCCGUGUAAAGAAGAAUACGUUCGAACCAACUUGGGAUGGACCAUACCACAUUGAAGAAGUUGUAGCGAAAAACACUUAUAAGCUACGAGACAGAGAUGGAAAGGUAAGAAAAGCGACCUAUGACGGCUCGAAAUUGAAACCAGCAUAUAGCUUUUAUGGAUCGGCAAUUAGAACAGCUGCCGAAUACACAAGAGUAUAUGGCGAUAAGGAAAGAAAAUAUUUCUUAAAGACAUUAGGAGAUAUUGAUAAAUAUAUCGCAAAAGAACCCAAGAGAGACUAA
Messenger RNA from Vanderwaltozyma polyspora DSM 70294, 2115 nucleotides. RefSeq names its product Tkp3 protein. Bases 1 to 2115 code for a protein of 704 amino acids. Gene Ontology annotation, biological process: DNA integration. Gene Ontology annotation, molecular function: nucleic acid binding. The transcript has a single exon. NCBI's taxonomy places the organism in Eukaryota, Fungi, Ascomycota, Saccharomycetes, Saccharomycetales, Saccharomycetaceae. The record is from RefSeq and is a predicted model, not a curated record.